CUUCUCCAUUGUUUCCUAGGACUGGAGACAAUGACUAAUCUCCAGGAAAUCAUCACUGGAUACAGGACAACUUUCCAGAAGCAACGAUUCAUGGCAGCAGCAGCUAUGAAAAGAAUGAAGAAUUAUUUCUACUGGCUUUAUUUUCAAUACAUGAUAAUUACCUGCUCCAUUGACUUCGAAUAUUGGGAACAAAUAGUGAUCCACAUUUUUGUUACAACUACUUUUACCAUGCUGGCAUACACAGCUUAUGUGUUCAUUCCUAUUCAUCUGCACCUGGCAUAUCAGUUCUUUCUACAAUUUUUAAUCAAAUAGCAAAGGAGGACACUGAACUAUACCUAUUGCAACCAAGGCUGGGUGCUUUUGUGUAUUUUUGCUUCAUCUGUGUAAAUAGAAAAUUUAAAAACAUUUAAUAUCUUUCCUUCCUAAAUUAUUAUAUCAACUGACACCCUUAGAUGUGUUAACUUGGAGGAGUUGCUAAAAUAUAUUUUACCACAUUUAAUUUUUUUUAAUUUUAUUAUCAGACAACAAAAUGAAGUGAAACUAAAAGUGGAUAGAGAUAGUAAGUAUCAAAAAUGUAUAGAAACUGAUAAACAAAAGAAAUGGAAAAAUGAGUUUGUCUGAUAUUAAAGAUGUAAUUUAAGACUUAUAAACUAAAGCCUUCUGAACCUGCCAUAAAAUGUGUUAAGAGAAAUUUUUAUUUGGCACUUUGUUUCACUGCUAAUAUUUAGAGAUCUGUUGUUUGUCUUGGAAAUUGGUGCUGAUAUUAACAGCAAUGCUGUAUAACAAUCCAUCAGAUUGGAACUAUGACACAGAGUGUAAAAAGUCUGCCCUUGAUAUUAUUUGAUAAUACAGUAUAAAAAUAUGUA
Molecule: messenger RNA, 866 nt
Organism: Ahaetulla prasina
Lineage: Eukaryota; Metazoa; Chordata; Lepidosauria; Squamata; Colubridae
Product: serine palmitoyltransferase small subunit B-like
Exons: 2
Coding region: 31-312 (93 amino acids)
Biological process (GO): ceramide biosynthetic process; endoplasmic reticulum organization
Cellular component (GO): serine palmitoyltransferase complex
Molecular function (GO): serine C-palmitoyltransferase activity
Source: RefSeq, a predicted model, not a curated record